AUGCCGCAAGCUGCGUCCAAGCACCCCGUGAUUGGAUACCCAACGUCUGCUGCCAACACGGCCAUUGCGCCGCUCCCAAACACCACCACGACGACCUACACGGGCGCGACUGUCUCGCUCUCCGUCGCUCGCCGACAGCAGCAAAAUGCCGUCGCCGAGCGCGAGCACACGCGGCCCCGGCAGGAGGGAUGGGUCAGCAUCCGCGAGGGCGGCUUCAUGCCGUCGUGGAAGCAGCGCUUCAUGAUCCUGCGCGGCGAAUGGGUCGACUUUGCCAAGGCCGAGAGCGGCAAGACGCUCUACACGCUGUUUCUCAAUGAGAUUGUCGCCCUGGGCCGCGCCGAGACGGCCGGCGUGCCCACCAUGGAGGUGCGCCGCCGCACCGAGGGCGGCUCCUCCACGAGCCCCGGUGAGAAGGACGGGCCGCUCAAGAUCCUGCACAUCCGGACGCGCUCCGAGCAGGAGCUCUACGCCUGGAUUGACUGCGUGCACAUGGCCUGCCCCGGGCUCGGCGGCGUGAGCCACCCGACAAACUUCUUCCACGAGGUGCACGUCGGCUUCGACGCCGCCACCGACCAGUUCGUCGGCCUGCCGCAGCAGUGGGUGCAGCUACUCAGCGCGUCAGCCAUCACGCAGGAGGACUACGUGCGGAAUCCCCAGGCCGUGAUUGAGGCGGUCGACUUCUACUCGGAUCUGCAGAAGCAGGCCGAAGACCCGGAUGGCUUCUUCGCCCUCUCCCCGACCAAGAUUGACCGCAUCGAGAACCAUCUGCCGGCGAGCGAUUCCACCUCGUCGCUCCAAAACCUGGCCCCCGAGCCCACGGUGGAAAGAGCGCAGGUGCCUGAAAGGACGCCACAGGCGCCGCCGAAAUGGCUGCCCGAUCUCGUCCCCAGCCGCCCGCCACCACAGGUGCCGAAGCUGGCGCCAAAGCUGCCGGUGAUUCCUGUCUGGAAAUACAAUGACGACGAGCCGGUGCCAACAACUCGGCGUGCGCAAGCCCAGGAUCAGACGGGGUCUCCCAGGGUAGAGCCUCUUCACGUGCAGAAAGCGACAGAGCCCAACGUAGACCAUUCCUUCCCAGACACGGUGACGCCACUCAACGUCCCUUCACGGCGCCGGCAGGCGAUUCGACAUGUAACAACGUCCGAGGCCGAGCUGAUUGCCAAGCUGCAGCCUCUCAUCUCCAACGACGAUCCCAACCUGUCGUACCAAAAGCACAAGAAAGUCGGCCAGGGCGCGUCCGGCUCCGUGUACGUGGCUAGUAUCCGCAGCACCGCCGUCGGCAUCGCGCAAGAGCUGGUCCUGAAAAGGGGGCCCAAGACCCGCGUCGCCAUCAAGGAGAUGAACCUGGCGCGCCAGCAGCGCAAGGAGGCGCUGCUGGACGAAAUUUCCAUUAUGAAGGAGGGCAAACACAAAAACGUCAUCAAUUUUCUCGACGCCUUUCUCGUCAACGAUAACAGAAUGCUCUGGGUGGUCAUGGACUACAUGGACGGCGGCGCGCUGAUUGACUUGAUUGACAAUAACCCGAGCAUCAGUGAACGGCACAUUGCCACGCUGUGCCGCGAGGUAAGCAUAUCCCGCCGCGGCUCACGAACAAGACGCUUUCUAAUCCUUUUCCGACAAAGACAUGUCUCGGCCUGCAACAUCUCCACUCGAAACAAAUCGUCCACCGCGACAUCAAAAGUGACAACGUCCUCAUCGAUUCUCGAGGCCAUGUCAAAAUCAGUGCGUGCCUCUGUCCUGCGACGUUUCUUUCCCAACAUCCAAAAACCCCAGCUAACACAGACGACCGCGCAAGCCGAUUUCGGGUUCUGCGCCAAGUUGACGGCGCGGCGCUCCAAGCGCGCCACGCUGGUCGGCACGACGUACUGGAUGGCGCCCGAGGUGGUCAAGCAGAAGCGGUACGGGUACAAGGUGGACGUCUGGAGCCUGGGCAUCAUGGCGAUUGAAAUGGCCGAGUCGGAGCCGCCGUACAUGGACAUGGAGCCGAUGCGCGCCCUGUACCUCAUCGCCACGGGCAGCACGCCGCCGCUGCGCGCGCCCGACAAGCACAGCGCCCUGCUCAAGCAGUUCCUCGCCACGUGCCUCGUCGUCGACGCCUCGCGGCGCGCCACGACGAGCGUGCUCCUGAAUCACGAGUUUCUCCGCUCAGGCGGCGACACGAGCGAGCUGGUGGCGCUGCUGGCGUUUAAGAAGCAGUUUACGGACUAG
Messenger RNA from Cordyceps militaris CM01, 2208 nucleotides. RefSeq names its product STE20 kinase. Gene Ontology annotation, molecular function: protein serine/threonine kinase activity; ATP binding. The coding region runs from base 1 to 2208 and encodes 735 amino acids. The transcript has a single exon. The record is from RefSeq and is a predicted model, not a curated record. NCBI's taxonomy places the organism in Eukaryota, Fungi, Ascomycota, Sordariomycetes, Hypocreales, Cordycipitaceae. Gene Ontology annotation, biological process: regulation of MAPK cascade; intracellular signal transduction; protein phosphorylation. Gene Ontology annotation, cellular component: cytoplasm.